This is a messenger RNA of Amblyraja radiata (thorny skate), 6777 nucleotides long. It is a transcript of the gene kif26ba, whose product is annotated as kinesin family member 26Ba. The coding region runs from base 428 to 6379 and encodes 1983 amino acids. Gene Ontology annotation, molecular function: microtubule binding; microtubule motor activity; ATP binding. Gene Ontology annotation, biological process: microtubule-based movement. The record is from RefSeq and is a predicted model, not a curated record. The transcript has 15 exons. NCBI's taxonomy places the organism in Eukaryota, Metazoa, Chordata, Chondrichthyes, Rajiformes, Rajidae.
GGCACUGGGCGGCUUAGACGAGCCGAGCUCCGCCCACACGGCUGGCUGGCUCGCCUGGAGUUUGGCACAUUUCAUCUUAACCCGAGUUGCUCUGGCGGGGAGAGAGAGAGAGAGAGAGAGAGAGAGAGAGAAGCAGCUGAUGGUGGGAAAGUGUCCAAGUUGUGGAGGCGUCCUCUGCACUGAAGCUCCCGCUGACUGCACUCUGUGUGCGGCGGGAGGCUUCGGUUCACCCCCUCUCAUUCUCCCAACCUCUCGGACAUGCAGGAGCAAGCAGUCUCGCAAUGAAGGGGCAGAUGUGGUUCGGGACACGUCUCCGACAGCAAUGGUUUAAUCAGAGGGCUGGUGAAGUUUAAUUUUCCUUUGACAGCGAUACCAUUAGCUGCAGCGGAAUCUUGCAGGGGAAGCAGCCCAGGAGACCCGAUUGAACAUGAAUUCUGUGUCCACAAGCAAGGAGCGAGCUGCCUUUGCAAGGAAUCGGAAGCAUGCGGCGACGGCGGAGAGUUAUUCGCCCACAAAAUUGGCAAGUUUCGCCCCAGAAGUCUGGUCCAGGAAAGGGUUUCAGAUGUACGAGGAUUCCCGUGUUGCAAACAGACCUGCACCGGAGGGAGCCGGCUCGGUGCCGGGCUCGGGCACCGCUUCGCCCGCUUCCAGCACUGGUUCCCCCGGCUCGUCCAGCGGAUCGCCGGGAUCAUUGGCCGCCUCGUCGCCGGGUUCCCCGAGCACCGGCUCCCCGGGUUCGGCCACCGGCUCGCUGGGCUCCGCGGGCUCGGACGAUAAAAGGAUUUGGUGCGAGAAUUGCAACACCAGGCUGGUGGAACUGAAAAGGCAGGCGUUGAAGAUGAUGGUCCCCGGUGCCUUCCCCAGCAAGGACCCGGCACUCUCAGCACUGAUCCACGACAAGCUGCAGGUGCCCAACACCAUCCGCAAGGCCUGGAACGAGCGGGACAACAGGUGCGACAUCUGUGCCACCCACCUGAACCAGCUGAAGCAGGAGGCCCUUCAGAUGGUGCAGACGCUGGAGCAGGCGGCCUCCCUGGAGUCGUUCGACCCAUCGCCCGGCUCCCCCCCACCGCCGCUCUCUAACAUCCCCUCGCUGGUGGGCUCGCGCAACGUCGGCACGCUGCCGCCCCUCCGCGACUGGGCCUUCGUCCCCGCCACCUAUGCCUCCACCACCACCUACGCCGGCUUCCUUAGCAACAAGCACCCGGGCAAGCCCAACUCACUGGGUGUCGGCGGAGAGGCGGAGAGGAAGGGCGUCAUGUCCGCUCACCCCGGCACCAAGGUGGGGCUACACAUGCCCACCAGCCCCAGCAACGGCAACAUCCUCAGCACUGUCGCCAUCCAGGCUCACCAGUACCUGGAGGGAACCUGGUCCGUGUCCAGGUCAAACGGCGUGACCCUCUACCCCUACCCGAUAUCCCAGCUGAUGUCCGAGAACUGCCGGGAGGGAUUGACUGAGGCUGUCCUGAACCGCUACAACUCAGACAAGCCAUCGGUGUACAGCUUCCCAAGCUCCCAGAGCACCUAUGUGACCAGCGUGGCUUCAAGUGGGACCUCAGCAGCCGCCUCGUUCUUUGUCAGGGCUGCCCAGAAGCUGAAUCUGUCUUCCAAGAAGAAGAAGCACCACCGGCCUCCUGCCCUGAACGUGUGCGAGCCCCCACCAUUCCCGACCAACUUCAGUGGGAUCCUGCAGAUGUCCUCGCCCCCGGGACCACCGUGCCUACUGCGGGCCAUCGGCAAGUUGAAGGACAAUCCCGGGAUGGGCAAGGUAAAGGUCAUGCUGCGCAUCUGUCCAGCCUCGGUGGGGGACUUGUCCGAAUCGAGCUGCUUCUUUAAAGUGGACCCUCGUAAGAAGCAGAUCACUCUGUACGACCCUCCGGUUAACGGGCUGCAGAACUCCUCCCAGAAGAGGGGCUGCCUGGUGCCGCCAAAGAUGUUCGCCUUCGAUGCCGUAUUCCCACAGGACUCUUCACAGGCUGAGGUUUGCGCAGGGACUGUAGCGGAGGUCAUCCAGUCCGUGGUGAACGGGGCAGACGGCUGCGUGUUCUGCUUUGGCCACACCAAACUAGGGAAGUCCUACACCAUGAUUGGGAGAGAUGACUCCAUGCAGAACCUGGGCAUCAUCCCCUGCGCCAUCUCCUGGCUUUUCAAACUGAUUAAUGAGAGGAAGGAGAAGACAGGAGCUCGAUUCUCUGUCCGGGUCUCGGCAGUCGAAGUCUGGGGGAAGGAAGAAAACCUGAAGGACCUGCUGUCUGAGGUGGCUACAGGCAGUCUGCAGGACGGCCAGUCUCCAGGAGUCUACCUUUGUGAGGAUCCGAUCUGUGGAAUGCAGCUCCAGAAUCAGAGCGAGCUCCGCGCACCCACGGCAGAAAAGGCAGCCUUCUUCCUGGACGCCGCCAUCGCUUCCCGCCGGAGCAGCCGGUCCGAGUGCGACGAGGAGGAGCUGCGCAACUCCCACAUGCUCUUCACCCUGCACAUCUACCAGUACCGCAUGGAGAAGAGCGGCAAGGCCGGAAUGUCAGGAGGUCGGAGCCGCUUACACCUCAUUGACCUGGGAAGCUGCGUCAAAGUGCUGAGCAAAAGUCGGGAGGGAGGUUCCGGGCUCUGCCUCUCCCUGUCUGCACUGGGAAAUGUCAUCCUGGCUCUGGUCAACGGCACCAAGCACAUCCCCUACAAGGAGAGCAAACUGACCAUGCUGCUGCGGGAGUCGCUGGGCAACCUGAACUGCCGGACCACCAUGAUUGCCCACAUCUCGUCCUCCUCCAGCCACUAUUCCGAAACCCUGUCCACCAUCCAGAUCGCCUCCAGAGUGCUCCGAAUGAAGAAGAAGAAAACAAAGUACACCUCCAGUUCAUCCGGGGGUGAGAGCUCGUGCGAGGAAGGGAGGAUGCGGCGCCCCACCCAGCUGCGGCCCUUCCACCCGCGGCCUGGUGCUGACCCCGAGCUGCCCCUCUUGCACCUGGUGGGUGAGGCUGACUACUCGUCCAGCAGCGAGCAGUCGUGCGACACGGUGAUCUACGUGGGUCCCAACGGCACCGCCCUGUCGGACAAGGAGCUGACCGACAACGAGGGCCCGCCGGACUUCGUCCCCAUCAUCCCCUCGCUGCAGAAGAGCAAGAAGGAGGCAGGGCCAGAGGCCGGGACUGAGGGGGACUGCCUGAAGUGCAACACCUUCGCUGAGCUGCAGGAAAGGCUGGGGUGCAUCGAUGGCAGCGAAGAGCCCACCAAGUUCCCCCUUGAGGAGACCCCCACCGUGCCCAGCACCGAGACCCCCGCCCGGCACGAGGAGGCGAUUGAGCCCACACACCCUCAGCACGGCAAUGAGUGCGCCGAGGAGCCUGCGUGGACCGGGCCCCAGGCCUCACCGACCCCCACCACGUCCGGCCCUUCCCCAUCCCCUUCCCCUGCCACUGGUGCCCCCCAGCCAGGCCUGGCGAGAGGGCAGAACGCCAAGGAGGCCUGGCACGUGGGCGGAGCCCCAGAGCCGAAACCGAGGCCCAUGGGUUCGCCACGGCUGGGCGUGGCCAGCCUGUCGAAGACGGCGGAGUACAGGCCCCAACACUCCCCCUCCCAGCGCUGCAAGGUAUAUACUCAGAAGGGUUCUCUGCCCAGCCCCGCCCCGCCUCCCCCACAGCCUGAGAUCCGGGCUGCACCGGUGGGAAUGAGCCCUCAGGCGGCCAAGAAGGCCGGGGAGCGUCCAGCACGGGAUGAGCCGGAGCGGAGCAGCGAGGAUGAGCUGGUCUUCGCCCUGGUGGAGGAGCUGAGCAUCAGCGGGGUCCUGGGCGAGGGCAGGCCCACCAGCAUCAUCAGCUUCGACAGCGACUGCUCCCUGCUGGCGCUGGCCUCGGGCUCCCGGCCCGCCAGCACCAUCAGCAGCAUGAGCGAGGGCCCAGAGGGUGAGGCGGGCCCUGCCACCCUCUCCGAGGUCAGCCUGGCCCGGUUCCUGCCCUUCCCCAAGCCGGGCCUGGACCAGAGGCUGCUGGUGUCCGCCAGCCGACGCUCCUCCAUCAGCUCGUGGCUGAGUGAGGUGAGCGACGGCGAGCAGUCGUCCCACAGCUUUGUGGCGCAGAACAGCCGCGGCUUCGGCGAGGCUCUGGCCGAUCCCUCGGCGGUGGGGGAGCUGCCCGACGAGUGCCUGGCCUACCUGCGGGCCGGCAAGUACUCCAUCCUCGACAAGUUCCUGGGCCUGCAGGACGAGGACUCCGAGACCAGGAGCCUUUACCAGGUGGCCGCCAAUCACAACAAUAGCAUGUCCACCCUGGGGAAGGCCACUCUGCCCAUCACCAAAUCCCCUAGCCUCCCCAUCCAGGCCGAAGAACUGGCCCAGCCCUGCACCCAACCGAAGCCAGUCGAGCAGGCCCACGAAGGCGAAAGGCCCCAGGAUUUUGCCCCCGCACCCCCCUCCACCCAGCACCAUGAGGCUGAGACAGCGGGCAACCAGGCCUCGAGCGGGAUGAAGUUUGAGGAUCCAUGGCUGAAGCGUGAAGUGGAGGAGGAAGAAGAUGAGAGAGAGGCCGGUCAAGAUAGGAGCCAUGGGGCGGAGGGCCUGACACAGAACCGGAAUAAGGCCUGGGGCCGGGCGGAGAGUGGGGAGUCCAGAGAGUGUCCCGGCAGGCCGGAUCACCUCGGGCGCGUGGCAGACGGCUGUGAGACCAGCCUCGACUCCCCCUCCAGUCAGGCCCCCACUUUGCCCUGUCGCCAUGACGACCCCGAGGCCCCAAGGGCACCCUGCCCGGGCACGGAGACCACGGCCGCACCCUCGCAGGCCUCGGCCCCUUGCAGUCCCAGAACCACCCUGGAUUCCCCGAAGCACGGGGCGUUGCCCAGGCCCAAGGGCAUGCCCCCCCUGCCACCCGUCCGCAAGUCCAGCCUGGACCAGAAGAACAGAGCCAGCCCGCAGCACGUGCCUUCCAGCCCGGCCGGGCCUGGGCAGGCCAGCACCCCGGACGAGUGGAGCCCCCAGGGCAAGGCCAAGGCCCUCGGCACAGACAUUGGCAGCAAGUGGAGCAGCGGGAAGCUUGAGCUGGCUGGCUCCCGGGGCAACUCCCUGAACAGGAGGUAUGCCGGGCAGUACCACUGCCUGUCCCUGGAGAGGGUGGGGAGCCUGACAUCCGUGGGGUCGAAGGUCAGCACCGGAAGAGACAGCACCAUGCCGCGGGCCGGCCGCAGCCUGAACCGGGCCGGCCCCUCCUUGCCCACGCACUCGGGCCCCGCCCCGGCCUCCUCCCCCAAGCCCAGCCCCUCCAAGAUGUCCGCCGUGGGCAAGCUGCUGCUGGCCGGCCCUAAGUCCCGGAGCCUGUCUGCCUCCAGCACCAAGACGCUGAGCUUCUCCACCAAGUCACUGCCGCAGUCGGUGGGCCGCAGCUGCAGCAUGCCCUCCGACUCUAAGAACAUGUCGUGGUCUACGCAGUCCCUGAGCAGCAAGCAGGGCCGGACCUCCAGUAUAGUGGCAAAAUUGCCCCUCCGGGCUGUCAACGGCCGCAUCUCCGAGCUGCUGCAGGGCAGCUCCGGCCCGCGGGCCCACCGCCCGCCACCGGGGGGCGGCACAGAGGGGCAGGGGCCGGACAAGGCAACCCCCACCCCGCAGGCCCUGCCCUCGCCCUACAGCAAGAUCACACCGCCCCGCAAGCCCCACCGCUGCAGCAGCGGGCACGCCAGCGACAAUAGCAGCGUGCUGAGCGGGGAGCUGCCCCCUGCCAUGGGAAAGACCGCACUCUUCUACCACAGCGGUGGCUCCAGUGGCUAUGAGAGCAUGAUGAGGGACAGCGAGGCCACCGGCAGCGCCUCCUCUGCUCAGGACUCCACCAGCGAGAACGGCAACUCCGUGUCCGGCCGCUGCAGGAGCCUGAAGUCGCCCAAGAAAAGGACCAAUGCAGGAUCACAGAGGCGACGCCUCCUCCCUGGCCUGUCGCCCGAGGUUGCACCUCCAGCCAGAAAACCAGUCACCAGCUCCAGCCUCCGCUGGGUGGAUCUCCGGCCUGUGCAGAGGGGGAUGGCAGAACCGUUUGAGAUCAAGGUCUACGAGAUUGACGACGUGGAGCGAUUGCAAAGGAGGAGGGCAGCAGACAGCAAGCUGCGAGGAUUUAUCUGUUUCAACGCAAAGCUGAAAAUAUUGGAGAAUCGGCAGCAAAGGAUUUCAGAGGUCAAAACCAAAUACAAUGUGUUGAUGCAGGAGCUGGAGGCAACCAAACAGCGGUUGAUGUUGGAGCCCAGUAAAUGGGUCAGUGAAUUUGACCUGGACCAGGGUUUUGAGGUCGAUUCCUUGGAAUACCUGGAGGCCCUGGAGUGUGUCACCGAGCGACUGGAACACCGGGUCAACUUCUGCAAAGCUCACCUCAUGAUGAUCACCUGUUUUGACAUCGCCUGCGGGAGGCGUUAACGGGCUGGGGGGGGGGAAGGGGUUGUGAACAGCGAGCGAGUAUAAGGAAGAAAACAAAACACCCAAAGAUAGCAGGAAGACGACAAACGGAAGCGCAAGGUGUGAAGCAUGUACGUGAAGAGUUUUAUCUUUUUCCCCAAAACGGAAUGUAAAAAAGAGAGAAGGAAAAGCAGAGAUGAAUAUGGGAGUAUGAGAAUGUCUUUUCUUUCGACAGAUUGAUAGAGCACUUUCAGGAAUUUUGGUGAUGUAUAUAUGAAUGGCUUGCUCCAGUUCCCUUUUCUUCACAGCGUGGGUAUGGGCUGGGUGUGGGUGUGGAAUGAAGGGCUGUUUCUGAGAAACUCGGAACCAUAUACAGAAGGACUACAAGUGCCUUGUAAACUUUAUUAUAUUAUCCAAAA